This is a messenger RNA of Haliotis rubra (blacklip abalone), 1342 nucleotides long. RefSeq lists its product as uncharacterized. The transcript has 4 exons. NCBI's taxonomy places the organism in Eukaryota, Metazoa, Mollusca, Gastropoda, Lepetellida, Haliotidae. The record is from RefSeq and is a predicted model, not a curated record. The coding region runs from base 231 to 944 and encodes 237 amino acids.
GUGCGUUCUCACGGUGCGACUUGUAGUAACAACUUGUAGCAUGCAACACAGUUGCAACGUGAGAACACCAAAGUCGUAACGAUUUGAAAUCGCAUACAACUAGUUGCAACCGAGUUGAAAGACAUAGGACUUGUCCUAAUUCCUACUACAAGUCGCAAGCUCUCGACCAAUCAAAUCGCUGAGAUCUGUGUCCACCUCAGAGUGACGUCCCCUUUGUUUAUGUUGACAUCAUGUCGGAGCCACGCCAGAAAAAGAUCGACCUCACCAGGGAAGAAACCGAGCGGUUUAUAGGUUUCUACUUGUCCCAGGAAUGCCUAUGGAAUGUUCAACAUGCCACAUAUUCCAAAAGGGACAACAGACUCGCCGCACAGUCAAUGAUCGCGGAACAGAUGUACUGCCACGGGAGAGAAAUGACAGUGGAACAAGUUGCGGCAAAAAUCGCAAGUCUACGGACUUAUUAUGGCCGGGAACUAAGAAAAAUCACCCAGUCGGAGAAAAGUGGUGCAGGGGUGGAUGACCUGUACCAUUCAUCGUGGGAGUUUUUCACAGUCCUGGACCCCUUCUUGAGAUGCCAUGUACAGCAGAGGCCUUCUACUAACAAUCUGAUGAGGGAACCAAUUUCUGCAGCACCCAUCACUAUUACUGAUGACAAUGAAUGUACAGGGAGCAUUGAGUGCACCAUGGAUUCCACUGACAAUGGCUGCAGUCAAGAAACAUCACACUGCAGUGGUUAUGCAGAAUCUAUGCCUGUUCAAAAACCAGACAAGGCUAAACCACACCCCAAGAAGAGGAGGAAUCAAGCAACAGGCAGUCCUGAAUUAAAAAAUCUAAUGUACAGGACAUUGGAAAGGAUAUCCCAAAAGAAAGCCAAAAGUGACACAAAUGAUUGUGACAUUUUGUUUGGUCAGCAGGUUGGGCUCGAGCUUAAAAAAUUGAAAACCUAAGAAAGAGACAAGAACUGAAACUGAAAAUCUAUUCACUGAUUUUGGAAAAUCAGUUUGAAAAUGAGGCCUAAAUAUCAAAUGACUUAAGGGGGGUGUCAGCAAUUUUGUACAUAGAAAUAUUAAAAUGUUAUGCUUUAUAAAUAAGGAAGGGGGAGGUGGGGGUAAUUGAUUUUGUACAUGACAUGCAGGGGAUCACUUACUUUGUACAUAAAUUCCAGGGGGGUGUCAUUCACAUUAUACUUCUCCAUAAAAAUCAUCAUCACCGCCCCCAGCCAAAAAUUAUGAACAUUCCGUAACAUAUGUAAAAUAUAGUUCUCUUUAGCUGUAAAUAGAUGUUUCCGCCUAUUUAUAUGUUUAAAAUACUUCCAUCAAAUAAUAAACAUUCAUGUAUCAUGUAA